Parasteatoda tepidariorum (common house spider) is the source of this 514-nucleotide messenger RNA. RefSeq names its product small nuclear ribonucleoprotein F. Gene Ontology annotation, cellular component: U1 snRNP; catalytic step 2 spliceosome; pICln-Sm protein complex. Gene Ontology annotation, biological process: mRNA splicing, via spliceosome; spliceosomal snRNP assembly. NCBI's taxonomy places the organism in Eukaryota, Metazoa, Arthropoda, Arachnida, Araneae, Theridiidae. The record is from RefSeq and is a predicted model, not a curated record. Gene Ontology annotation, molecular function: RNA binding.
GUAUCAGCAUACAAAAGCUUAAAGCUGAUAGUUAGUACUUUUAACAAUGAAUCACCUUGAUCAAUUGAUGUUUUCUUAAGAUUUACUGAGACCGCUCAAUUGCCGCUGAAAAAGUUAUACAAAAGAAAUUAACAAUCGACCACUAAUUAAUUUGAGAUGAGUUUGCCGAUAAAUCCCAAACCAUUCCUGAACAGCUUGACUGGUAAGACUGUCAUCAUCAAACUGAAAUGGGGAAUGGAUUAUAAAGGCUACUUAGUUUCUGUUGAUGGUUACAUGAAUUUGCAGCUUGCUAAUACAGAAGAAUACAUUAAUGGGGAGCCUAAAGGAAACUUGGGUGAAGUUCUUAUUCGAUGCAAUAAUAUCCUGUAUAUUCGAGGUGUUGAUGAGGAAGAAAAGGAUACUGAAAUGAGAGAUUAGAUUAUCUACUCUCAUUUACUUCUCAUCCAUGCAAAUGUAUAAAAAGAUCAUAUUUCUUCAUUAAAAGUGGUGUUGUAAUAAAGUGUUUUUGAUGUUC